CGGUUGCCAACAUCUUAAUUUUAAGCUAUUAUAUUGCCCUCGCGCGCUGCCCCUCUCAGUCCAUUCACCACCCACGUCUAUCCUUCCACUUAUCCGCUCCUUUUGUCGCCUGCCUUCCGCCAUAGAAGCAGGAGAGAGAGAGAGAGAAUGGCCAUGCCGAUUUCAUCUUCCUCCGUCGCAAGGAUCGCGACGAAGCCCUUCGACGGCCUCGUUCGAUCGGCUUCAAGAAGUUGCUCGAUCGGAAAGAUUCACAGCGACCGGAGGACGAGGAUUCCUUCCAUCAGAGCCGACCUGAUCACAGAGCCGGACGCGUUCGAGGUCGGGAGGUUCGUCGGGAGCUACGGCUUCAUGAACAUCACCAGUUGAAGCAACUACGAGGGAUCUCUAACACAUUUGGGUUGGCUUUUUCGAACAGCUAUUCAUCAUUUCAAUCAGGAGGGUUUUCUAAUGCUAAUGUGUUUGAUGAAUUCUCUCCUGGAUAUUCUUCGGAAGACAUGGAACGUCUGAGAGUCCAAGACGUUGGCGAGGGCCGAGUGAAGAUCAGGCUUUACGAGGGAAGAGUAAUCCAAGGUCCAUUGAAGGGAACCCGAGUCAUUUUCAAGGUAUAUCCUGGACGGCGAGCUGGUGGUGUCGAAGCAGAUAUGAUGGCUGCCAAUGAGCUAGGUACCCAUGUUUUCCUUCAAUUGCGCUGUGACUUGCAGAGUGAUUCAGAAAAACUAUGUCCAAAUCUUCAGUUUUUGUUAGGUGGUUUUGAGACGAAAAUGGGGGAGCAGUGGCUUGCUUGUAGGAAUGAUGGGAAAUAUAGUGCUGCUGACUAUGGCAAAUCUGUGAGUGAAGCAAAUUCAAAGGAUACUGCUAAAGGAGAAAAUUUCUGGAACCCUUUUACUAAGGAACAAAAAAUGAAGCGAAGAAGAAUUUAUGUUAUUAAACUGCUUAAUGGGGCUAUGAAUGGUCUGGCCUACAUGCAUGAUCAUGACAGAUUACACCAGAGUCUUGGCCCCUCUUCAGUUGUUCUAAACACAAUGGUGGAGAAAGAUGCCUCUUAUUUGGUGCCGAAACUCCGUGACUUAUCCUUUUCAGUUGAUAUUGGGUAUUCAUCAUUAGGAGCAGCUCAGAGUACACUAUCAGAAGGACUAUGGCGACGGGCAUCGGCAGCCGGGGCUUUUACUCCUUUGGAGAAACGAGCUUAUGGAAUAGCUGAUGACAUUUAUGAAGCUGGACUUUUUUUUGCGUACUUAGCGUUUAUUCCAUUUUGUGAGGCGGGCAUUAUCGAUAUUAUUUCCUUGCAAAGGCUUUUUGAAAAUACAUUUCAGCUUGACCUUCAAGCUGUAAGAGAAUAUUGUUUAGCGGAUGACGGUUUAUUGGAAGCUGUCAAGUUUCUAGAUCUAGGUGAUGGCGCUGGCUGGGAGUUGCUUCAGGCGAUGCUUAAUCCCGAUUACCGUCAACGUCCAAUUGCUGAAGCAGUAUUGAAUCAUCGCUUUAUGAGUUUGGUUAAUUUAUUAUAGUCCUUGUACAGUAUAUAGUUGGCUACUAUCGAAAUGGCCAAUGUUUUUUGGUUUUGUUUUUGAGUCAGAAUGGUCUCUCCCGAUGUUAAGAAAUUUAGCUCCAAACCGGGAAAAGGGGAAAAAUUUUUAGUUGACAUUUUUGACGAAGAUGGCAAUAUGGUUCUUUGCUUUAAUUUGUUUUCUUUAUUUAUCUUAAAAUUUUAAUGAAGCAAUUGUGCAUAUGUGUCGAACAAAAUACCUCUAAAAUUAUUGAUGUCAUUAAAACAGCUAUGAAGCUGGACCUUUUUUUGCGUA
Musa acuminata AAA Group (dessert banana) is the source of this 1799-nucleotide messenger RNA. RefSeq lists its product as uncharacterized. Bases 495 to 1505 code for a protein of 336 amino acids. The transcript has 12 exons. The record is from RefSeq and is a predicted model, not a curated record. Gene Ontology annotation, biological process: protein phosphorylation. Gene Ontology annotation, molecular function: protein kinase activity; ATP binding. Gene Ontology annotation, cellular component: chloroplast. Lineage: Eukaryota; Viridiplantae; Streptophyta; Magnoliopsida; Zingiberales; Musaceae.